Dendrobium catenatum is the source of this 2066-nucleotide messenger RNA. RefSeq names its product 70 kDa peptidyl-prolyl isomerase. Gene Ontology annotation, cellular component: cytoplasm. The record is from RefSeq and is a predicted model, not a curated record. The transcript has 13 exons. Lineage: Eukaryota; Viridiplantae; Streptophyta; Magnoliopsida; Asparagales; Orchidaceae. Gene Ontology annotation, molecular function: protein binding; peptidyl-prolyl cis-trans isomerase activity. Bases 108 to 1838 code for a protein of 576 amino acids. Gene Ontology annotation, biological process: protein peptidyl-prolyl isomerization.
ACUCCAUAAAACCCUUCUCCUCCUUCCCAGCACCGUCAGUCGGCUGCAGAUAGCUUGUUCGGUCUCUGAUCUGUUCGGCGAUUGUUGUUGGAGGGAAGGAGGCGACAAUGGAUGACGACUUCGACUUUGGGACGGGAGGCGAUGAUGCGAUGAACGAGGACAUGGAUCUUCCUGAUGUCGAUACGGCGCUCAAGGUCGGUGAGGAGAAGGAGAUCGGGAACCAGGGACUUAAGAAGAAGCUGGUUAAGGGGGGAGAUGGGUGGGAAACGCCCGAGGUCGGCGACGAGGUCGAGGUGCAUUACACUGGGACGCUACUGGAUGGUACCAAGUUCGAUUCCAGCCGCGAUCGGGGGACGCCCUUUACAUUUAAGCUUGGCCAAGGUCAAGUUAUUAAGGGAUGGGACCAAGGUAUCAAGACAAUGAAGAAGGGAGAAAAUGCCAUUUUCACUAUUCCCCCUGAGCUUGCUUAUGGGGAGUCUGGUUCCCCUCCAACAAUUCCCCCCAAUGCUACACUAAAGUUUGAUGUGGAGUUGCUUUCUUGGUCUAGUGUCAAGGAUAUAUGUAAGGAUGGGGGUAUCUUCAAAAAGAUCUUGAAGGAGGGGGAGAAAUGGGAGAAUCCAAAGGAUCUUGAUGAAGUUCUUGUAAAAUAUGAAGCUAGUCUUGAGGACGGCACUGUGAUAUCUAAAGUUGAGGAAGCUGAGUUCACUGUUAAAGAUGGGUUCUUCUGCCCUGCUCUUUCCAAAGCUGUCAAGACCAUGAAGAAGGGUGAAAAGGUGCUUCUUACCGUGAAGCCACAAUAUGGGUUUGGUGAAAAGGGUAGGCCUUCUUCUGGUGAAGAAGGCGCUGUACCUCCUAAUGCAACCUUGUUAAUUGAACUUGAACUUAUUUCAUGGAAGACUGUCACAGAGAUUGGUGAUGAUAAGAAAGUCCUAAAGAAAAUCCUUAAAGAGGGAGCAGGGUAUGAAAAGCCUAAUGAGGGGGCAAUUGUGAAAGUGAAAUUUACUGGAAAGCUGCAAGAUGGGACUGUGUUUUCAAAGAAGGGUCAGGAUGAAGAACCAUUUGAGUUCAGAACUGAUGAAGACGAAGUAAUUGAAGGAUUAGAUCGAGCUGUCCUAACCAUGAAGAAUGGAGAAUUUGCUCUUGUGACCAUUCCACCAGAACAUGCCUUCGGUUCCACUGAAUCAAAGCAGGAUCUUGCUGUAGUUCCUCCGAACUCAACUGUUAUUUAUGAAGUGGAGCUAGUGUCAUUUGUGAAGGAUAAAGAGUCUUGGGACAUGAAUAAUGCGGAGAAGAUCGAAGCUGCUGCAAAGAAGAAGGAAGAAGGAAAUGCAUUGUUCAAAGUGGGAAAAUAUGCUAAAGCCUCAAAGAGAUAUGAGAAGGGUGCUAAGCUCAUAGAGUAUGAUAGCUCAUUCAGUGAAGAGGAAAAGAAGCAGUCCAAGGCAUUGAAGGUUACCUGCAACCUUAACAAUGCAGCCUGCAAGCUAAAGCUUAAGGACUACAAGGAGGCAGAGAAGCUCUGUACCAAGGUGCUUGAGGCAGAAAAUACAAAUGUCAAAGCCCUUUAUAGAAGAGCACAAGCUUACAUUCAAACUGCAGAUCUGGAUCUAGCGGAGUUGGACAUCAAGAAAGCACUUGAGAUUGAUCCUGAUAACAGGGAUAUAAAGCUGGAAUACAGGACCUUGAAGGAGAAAAUGAAAGAGUACAACAAAAAAGACGCCAAAUUUUAUGGUAAUAUGUUCGCCAAGAUGAAGAGGUUGGAACCUGCUGCGGAGUCCAAUAAAUCUGAAGGGCAGAAGUUGCAGGAAAGCGAACCCAUGAGCGUAGACAGUGCUGCUUGAUCUUUUUCAUCAAAACAAUUCAAAGGGGGGAUUAUCUUAUUAUCUUUUGCCUGGUUCCAUCUUUUAUUUCCUAUUAUUCUGAACUCAAAAUACUGAAAUUUAGCCGGCUACCAACGAGUAUAUGAGGCGUUCAAUGUAGAAAAUUAUAUUAUAUGCGUUUGGUUUAUGGUUUCUGGCUUGGAACAAUCUUUUGAUGUUGUUCUUGGUGCUUUAUUUGUUUGUGGCUGA